Molecule: messenger RNA, 3519 nt
Organism: Cotesia congregata
Lineage: Eukaryota; Metazoa; Arthropoda; Insecta; Hymenoptera; Braconidae
Source: the annotation of a GenBank genome assembly
AUGUAUAUCAAGUCGUUAAUCCUUGAUGGUUUUAAGUCAUAUGGUAAAAGGAUUGAAAUAAAUGGCUUUGACAAAGAGUUUAAUGCAAUCACCGGAUUAAACGGCAGCGGAAAGUCUAAUGUCAGAGCGACGUCGCUCCAAGAAUUAGUCUACAAAUCAGGCCAAGCUGGAAUCAAGAAAGCCGUAGUAACAAUAACAUUUGACAAUUCAGAUAAAAAAGCCUCACCAAUUGGCUAUGAAAACUACGACGAGAUCGCAGUGACACGUCAAAUAGUAAUCGAUGGAAAGAAUAAGUACCUGCUAAAUGGAACUAAUGUCACGAAUCAGCGAGUCCAGGAUAUGUUUUGUUCCGUACAACUCAACGUAAAUAAUCCCCAUUUCCUCAUAAUGCAGGGUCGCAUUACAAAGGUCCUCAACAUGAAGCCCUUGGAGAUUCUCUCGAUGAUUGAAGAAGCAGCCGGGACCAGGAUGUACGAAGAGAAGAAGGAAUCAGCGAUGAAGCUGAUCGACAAGAAGAAAGCCAAGCUCAAAGAGAUCAAUGAUAUUCUUGAGGAAGAAAUUAACCCGAGGUUGGUUAAAUUGCGCGAGGAACGGGCUCAGUAUUUAGAGUAUCAGCGGGUAGAGCGUGAGUUUGAAAUUUGUAAAAAAAUAGUCACCGCUUGGAAAUAUUACUCAGCUGUAAAAACCAGCGAUAAAACAAAUGCUGAUUUGAAUAAAAUCCAAGCUGAUAUUGACGCUAAGCAGGAAGCUAUUGAAGAAGGAAAAGAGCAGAUUGUAAAGAUAGAAAGUGAUGUUAAAGAGUUGAUUGAUAAAAUGGAGAAAGAGAAGAGCAACAAGCUUGAAACAAUGGAGCAAGAAUUGAAGGUUACCGAGAAAAAGGAGAUAAAAUUGUCCGCUAAAAUCAACAGUGACAAAGAAAGAAUUAAAACUGUUGUUCAUGAGCUUGAUCAGUUGAAAAAAAGCUUGGAGGAUGAUAUCCAAGGAGCUGAGCAACGAAAGAAAGACUUGGAAGAAUUUGGAGGAAAGUUUGAUAAAUUAAGACAAGCUCAAGAAGAAGACGCAGCUGCUGUGCUUGCUGCUCAGGAUAAGUACCAGAAAAUCAGCACCGGGCUGCUUGAAAAUGAAGAUGGAGAAAAUGCAACGUUGUGCCAACAAUUGAUGGAUGCUAAGCAAGCAGCUUCUAUGGCUGAGACGGUAAUAAAACAGACGGAAAUGAUUACUAAGCACGAUUGCGAGCAGCUUGCAAUUAAACAGCGUGAUUUGAAGAAUACUAACAGCGACCAUACGCGAAUUGUUAAAGAGCUGAAGGAAAAGGAACAAUAUUUGAAGAGUUUAGAAACUAAAUUGAACCAGAUUAAUUAUACAGAAGGUAAUUUGGAGAAAUUACAGCACCAAAGGCAGCAAUUAAAUCAAGAAAUCCGCGGUAUUAAUGAUCAAAUUGACAAUUUUUUGGACCGCUAUCCGAAUUUAAGGUUUGACUAUUCAAAUCCUGAGCCUAAUUUUAAUCGUAAAGCCGUUAAAGGAUUGGUUUGUACUUUGUUUGGGUUAAAGGAGAGAAAUGCUGCGUAUGCUUUGGAAGUCGCAGCGGGGAAUAAAUUGUAUAAUGUAGUUGUAGAUAAAGAAACUACUAGCAAAGCUUUGUUGCAAAGAGGGAAUUUACAGAGGCGUGUUACGAUUAUUCCUCUUAAUAAAAUCAGCGGGCAGAAAAUUAAUGAGGCUACUGUUAGAUCUGCAGAGCAAUUGGUAGGAAAAGAUAAUGUAAAAACAGCUUUGUCGCUAAUUGAGUAUCCUAAUGAGUUAUCAGCAGCUAUGUCGUUUAUUUUCGGGAAUGUUUUUAUCUGCAAGGAUUUGACCGUUGCCAAAAAGGUGGCUUUUGAUAGGAAUAUAAUGACCAAGUGUGUUACGUUAGAAGGAGACGUUUGCGAUCCUUCGGGAACUCUUUCUGGAGGAGCUCCAGCUUCUGCGGGGUCUAUUUUGACUAAAGUGAGCGACUAUAAGGUCUUGUUGAAUCAGUUGGAGACCAAGCAGGCGAAUUUGGAGGCACUUGAUCUUGAAAUUACCAAUGAAACUCCCAAAGCUAAGCGCUGGAGUAAAAUUAAGGAGCAGUUUGUCCUUCAGGAGCAUGAAGUUGAAGCUGCGAGGCAGAUGUUGGCUGUUGAUGAGCAUUUUCAAUUAGAGGAAGAGAUUAAAAGUCUCACGGAGAAGAUCAAAGCUGCUGAGGAGAAGAUUAAGGUCAAUAGAGAGUUGAAAAAAAAGAAUGAUGCGAGGGUUAAAGUUUUGGAGAAGCAGCUGGAAGAUAUUGACAGUGUUCAGGAGCAGCAGUUGAAGGAAGUCAAGAAGCAGCUGGAGUUGCUGCAGAAGAAGGCUAGUGCUAGUAAGAAAGAGUGGGAGAAACAUGAGAGCGAUGCUCAGAUGCUGGUUAUGCAGGUUGAGGAGGAUAAGAAGACUAUUGCUCAUGAUGAGGAGCAGAUUAAAAGGACUGAAGAGAGGCUGGGUGAGUUGCAGCAGCAGCACGAUGUUGAUUUGGAGGAAUUAAGGAAGUUAGUUGAGGAAAUUAAGGAGAAGCAGGAGGAAGUUAAGCGCCAUAAGGUGCUGGUUAAUCAGCAGAAUCAGGAAGUGCAGAGAUUGGUUGCUAGGAAGGAAGAAAUUAAGAAUUUAAGUAAGGAGUAUGAGCUUGAUAUUAAAAAGUUGACUCAUGAAAUUGGGACUAUUAAAAGUAACGCUGUUGAUUGUCAGCAAAAAAUUAAAGAUUUGGUAAAAAACAAUCCUUGGAUUGAGCAGGAUAAAAAAUAUUUUGGAGUUCCGGGGAAUAUGUAUGAUUUUGAAGCGAAAAAUCCGACGAAUUUAAUUGAUGAGUUAAAUCAUCUGAAGGAAAAUAAAGAACAGAUGAGUCGCUCUGUUAACACUAGAGCGAUGAAUUUGCUAUCGAUGGAAGAGGACAGGUACAAUGAGACUAUUAAGAAGAGGACUACUGUUGAAAAUGAUAAGAAGAAUAUUUUGUUUACGGUUCAGGAGUUAGAAGAGCAGAAGAAGAAUACUCUCAUGACUGCUUGGGAGCAGAUUAAUAAAGAUUUCGGGUCGAUUUUUAGCAGCUUGCUUCCUGGAGCUAAAGCAAAGCUGCAAACUCUCCCGAAUAAAAAUGUUCUUUCGGGUCUGGAGGUAAAAGUUGGCUUUGGGAAUGUCUGGAAGGAAUCUCUGGGGGAGUUAUCGGGAGGUCAAAGAUCUUUGGUGGCUUUGUCGCUGAUUUUGGCGAUGUUGAGGUACAAACCUGCUCCUCUUUAUAUUCUUGAUGAGGUUGAUGCUGCAUUGGAUCUCUCGCAUACUCAGAAUGUUGGGACUAUGUUGAAGAAACAUUUUAAUAAUUCGCAGUUUAUUAUUGUGUCUCUCAAAGACGGGAUGUUUAAUAAUGCCAAUGUUUUGUUUACUACUAAAUUUAUUGAUGGGAUGUCUUCGAUUAGCAGAGAGGAGAAAGGGAGGAGGCAAAAUAAUGCUGACCGGGAAAAUAAUCCAAGUUGUUGA